Messenger RNA from Pseudonaja textilis, 1116 nucleotides. The record is from RefSeq and is a predicted model, not a curated record. Lineage: Eukaryota; Metazoa; Chordata; Lepidosauria; Squamata; Elapidae.
AUUCCGGUUCCGGUCUGAGCCUGGAGGAAGAAAGCAAGGGGUGGGGGAGAGUCUGGCAGGGGUCUCCCCCCACUUUGUCGCGGCUCCGAAGCGGCGGCCAUGGAGUUCCCUGGGGAAAAUGAGAAUUACCUGGCUAUCACGGGGACGACCCAUUCUUUCCUGUCAGGGGCUGAGACUUUCCACACACCAAGUCUGGGAGAUGAAGAGUUCGAGAUUCCACCCAUUGCCCUGGACGCUGACCCCUCCUUGGCUGUUUCUGAUGUGGUUGGGCACUUUGAGGACCUGGGUGACCCCGUGACUGCUCCCGAUGCCACAUUCUCGGCCCAAUAUGGGGUUCAGGCCCUUGACAUACCUGUGGGCAUUAGCCAUGGUCUUAUGGAGCAAGGGGGCGGGCUGCUGAGUGGUGGGCUAGCCAUGGAUUUGGAUCACUCCAUGGGAACCCAGUAUGGCGCCAAUCCACCUGUCACCAUUGACGUGCCUAUGACAGACAUCAGCAGUGGCAUCAUGGGGCAUGGGCAGCUGACCACCAUCGACCAAUCGGAGCUGAGCUCUCAGCUGGGGCUCAGCCUGGGAGGAAGUUCUAUCCUGCCUCCUGUGGCCCAGUCCCCCGAGGAGCGGCUUACACCCACCCCCUCACCCUCCAAUUCACUGCAGGAGGAAGAGCCAGAAGAAAUCAGGCGGCAAGUUUCUGUCACCAAACCGGGCCCACCUGCUUCGGUGGCACCCCCACUGGUGGUAGCACCCACUGCUGUGCUGGACGUCGGGAAGAAGCAGAAAGCACCCAAGAAGCAGAAGAAAAAGAAGGACCCCAAUGAGCCUCAGAAGCCUGUCUCUGCCUAUGCCCUCUUCUUUCGGGACACCCAGGCGGCCAUUAAAGGGCAGAACCCCAAAGCCACCUUCGGCGAGGUGUCUAAGAUUGUUGCCUCGAUGUGGGACAGCUUGGGAGAGGAACAGAAGCAAGUACGUCGCAAAGGGUUUGUUGUGCCGAGUGGUUAUAGGGGUGGGACGCAUACCCAUAGCCAAACUUCAGCACCAAGGACAGCACCCCAGAGAGUCUGUCCAGAGCCCUCAAAAAAAUGGUCAAUUCCGCAUUCAAACAUGUUGCACAAAAAUUGA